AAUUCCCGGUAUGUACUUCCUUGUUCGCUGUGACAGCGCUUUGCUAACUCGUCUUUUUAGCUAACUGCUGCUCCAGCCUCUCCCACUCAGUCAUGAUGUGGAGGACGCCGGUGUAUUAGUGGCAUAAUAACCCGCAUGUCAACGACACUCUUUGGGUCUAAGUCGAAAAGACAGCCGGUGGAGAAUAUUUGGACUCGAUGAAUUGAUCCCCAAAAUUUCGUUAUUAAUUCGUCCAGAGGUGUUCAUUUCACCAGAACCUCCAACAUGGACGACCCCAACAAACCUCGCAAAAUGUCCACGGCAGGGGACAGCCUGUACAAAGUCCUGGGCUUGCAGAAGGGAGCAUCGCCCGAUGAGAUAAAAAAGGCCUACAGGAAGCUGGCGCUGCGGCACCACCCGGACAAGAACCCCGACAACCCCGAAGCGGCAGACAAGUUCAAGGAGAUCAACAACGCCAACUCCAUCCUGAGUGACGAUAACAAGCGUAAGAUCUACGACGAGUACGGCUCCAUGGGCCUCUAUGUGGCCGAGCAGUUUGGCGAAGAGAGCGUCAAGUACUACUUCCUCAUGUCCAAGUGCUGGUUCAAGGCCCUGCUGUUUUGUUGCGGCAUCCUCACAUGCUGUUGCUGCUGCUGCUGCUGCUGUUUCUGCUGCGGCAAGUGCAAGUCUUCCGAGGACGAAGAAAGAGACUUCUACGUGGACCCAGAGGACCUGGAGGCGGAGAUCAGAGAGCAGGAGGAAGCACGAGACAAUGUAAUUGUUAUUCAGCCGAGCUCGUCUGCCACCGUCGACGCUUCCGGCAAAGGUGACGCCGCGUCAGGCGAGGACACGCCCAUCGUGAAUCAGCCCCACGCCAGCAACGGCUCCACCUUUUCUGCCGCCGCCGCCACCCCAGCCGCCGUGCAUCUGACGGUCGAGGAGUGAAUGCCCCGAAACACCCCCAUUUCAGAAGUUUGGAUCCAAUUCUUUUUUUUUCCUUUUUUUAAUCGGGACUCCGACAUCUCAGAGGGGCUUCUUUUGUUUACAGCAGCAGUUAUUUGGGGGUUGUUUUUCGGUGCCACAGGGUAUGCUUUUGGAUCCUCUCAUGUUUUAUAAGGGACUGUGCAGAAAACCGCAGGCCGCUGCCGCCACCAGAUUUUAUUUUUUUUGUCUUAGCACUGUUAGAAUGACCCUUACACUGGGUUGGGCCAAAACGAAGUGUACACUUUUAUUGAAUGUUGUAUUAUAUAUUUUUUAAAAUUACAUUGACAGUUUUUUCCUCUCCCUCCGUGUUGCUUAUUAUAUAUUCAUAGCAGUGAAAACAAUCCGUAGCGCUCUGUUUGUCCACCUGUUUUGUAAUUUGCUGGUAGAUGGAGAAUAGUCGAGAGUUGUCGUCAUCAUUCAUGCGGGGGGGGUUGGACGUUUCCAAUCGUUCCCUAUAUGAAUUCCGUGGGUAAAACAAAAACGGCGCACCAAAAUGGAUCGCAAUAUAUUUACGUGGUGCACUAUUCCUUCACAAAGGUUUGCGGGUCUUUGGUGCUGUAUUCAUUUGUGCAAACUUGCUGCAUCCUUAUGUUAGUUUUACAAGUCAUAUUGACUGCUGUCAAAAAAAAAAA
Molecule: messenger RNA, 1595 nt
Organism: Hippocampus comes (tiger tail seahorse)
Lineage: Eukaryota; Metazoa; Chordata; Actinopteri; Syngnathiformes; Syngnathidae
Gene: dnajc5gb
Product: DnaJ (Hsp40) homolog, subfamily C, member 5 gamma b
Exons: 6
Coding region: 265-924 (219 amino acids)
Source: RefSeq, a predicted model, not a curated record